AGUUGCCCAGACGCUGUCACGGGCGUAGCUGGAUGCUGGAUCGUCUCUCUCUCUCGCGCACGCGUGUGCCGCAGGGAGGCGCUUCCUUUUCUUCUUCCUCUUCCUCCUGAUCACGUCCCACGUCGCCCUCGUCGUUGACGACGUCGCCGCCGCCGCCGCCGUCGUCGUCGUCGUCGUCAUCGUCGCCGUCGCCGUCGCCAUCGCCGUCGUCGCCGCCGCCGUUGUCGUCGUUGGCGAUCAUUUCUGAUCGCCGCGUCGCGCUCGUUGACGCGACCCGAUCGUCACCCCCGGGAACAGGGGGAAGGUGCCGGGGAAAAGGGAGGCCGACGACGAAGAGUUCCUCCUGCCGGCGUGACCGAGGGGGAGGGGGAGAGAGAGAGAGACAGGCAGACAGAUAGAGUUAGAUCGAGAAAGAGAGAAAGUGAAUAGGUGGACCAAGACGAGAAGGGGAGGGAGAGGUGGACGAGAGAAACGAAGGAACAUAGAGCAAGAUAAAGACCGACCGACCGACGAGAAGAUAAGGGAGAGGUGUUGCUCAAGCAGUGCUCUGUGUAUGGUGCAGUGCGGUGCUGUGCUCAAGGGGGAGAGAAUGGCGUGGACGGAUUUCGCGUGCGUCUCGCCGUGACGUAGAGAGAGAACAACAACUGCAGCAUCGCGAGGGAGCAACAAGUCUUCCUAUUAAUAAGUAGCUGCACUGCCCUGUCACGGACGUGUAGCGAGUUGGUCAUGUCGCAUGACAGCUAGAAUAGCGGUCAGCAGCAGGACAGGCCGAAAGAGGGAUGAGGGUGUUGGAGUCAGGGCGGAUAUACCGGAUGCAAUCGGAUCUGAAAGCGUGGCGUGCUAAGCCGAGGAAUGGAGGGAACGCGGCAGUGGGAGCAGCAAAAGCACUGCCAUAUCAUUCUGCUCAACUCUUUGUCGUACCUAAAGGAGAAUCCGGAACAGGCUGCAGUUUCAGAUGAACAAGAGCGGCUGCACGAUCGCUACGGCAGGGAAGCAGACACCUUAGAGACCAGGAGUCGCAUGCCUGGUCUGUAGCGCUCGGUAAGAAAGACAGGGGGCCCCCCAUCACAGGCCGUUACCGAGAGGAGAAGAAGAAGAAGAAGAAGGGGUCGUCAUGGGCCCGGCAACCCAAAUCGUACCCCAUUGAGCGAUGCAAGUAGUUAGGGCCGGGGCCCUGCUAGUGAGCAUGUGGCUCACUAGAGAAUGAAGAAGCAAAACGUCCGGACUUUAACGUUGAUCGUCAUCACGCUUACCUAUCUCCUCAUCGGUGCUGCUAUCUUCGACGUACUCGAGUCCCGCACGGAGAAACUGCGCAAAGAAGCAUUGGACGCCGUUGAGAAAAGGGUCAUAAGGAAAUACAAUAUAAGUGAGGAGGACUUCAAGAUCAUGGAAACAGUGGUGCUGAAGACGGAACCUCACAAAGCUGGCCAACAGUGGAAGUUCACUGGCGCAUUUUAUUACGCUACAACGGUCCUCACCACAAUAGGUUACGGACACUCGACGCCAAAUACUAUAGGCGGCAAACUGUUCACGAUGUUCUAUGCGAUUAUCGGUAUCCCAUUAGGACUUGUAAUGUUUCAGAGCAUAGGUGAACGCUUGAAUAAGUUCUCGUCUGUCAUGAUACGGAACGUAAAGCAGCUUCUAAACUAUAAGGACGUCCAGGCCUCGGAGUUAAAUCUCAUCUGCGUAGUGACGACGUUGUCUGUCGUGACUAUCGCUGGCGGCGCUGCCGCAUUCUCCAGGUACGAGGGAUGGUCCUAUUUCGACUCCAUUUACUAUUGCUUUAUUACCCUGACGACAAUCGGUUUCGGCGACAUGGUCGCGCUGCAAAAGGACAACGCGCUAAAUAGGAAGCCCGAGUACGUGAUGUUCGCCCUAAUAUUUAUCCUCUUCGGCUUGGCGAUCGUGGCAGCCUCGCUUAACUUGCUAGUUCUGAGAUUCGUGACGAUGAACACGGAGGACGAGAGACGAGACGAGGCUGAAGCGUUACAGGCGGCCCAAGGCGCGGUGCGUCUCGAGGGUGACGUGAUAACGGCGAACGGCUCGAUACUGUCCUGCCAGAUCGGCAAUCACGGUAACGCGAUGUCGUUCGAGGACGAUGCAUCGGUGUGCAGCUGCCGCUGCAGCGGCUUCCAGAGGAAGCGGCGGAGACCGCGGUUCACGGUGCGCCGCUCGCCCGGCACGAUCUCGCACUUGCUGCCGAUGCAACAGUUGUCGGCGCAGAACAUACACGGUGACGACAGCGUCGAGUCGCGCUCGGUAGCGGUGACGCCGCUGCUGCAACUGCCGUCGUUGUACCAGCAUCGUGCCAGCAUUUGACGACGAUGUUCCGCCGCGAGGAGCGUGAUCCUCCUCGACGAGCAAGAGAGUAACUACCACGACGGGCCGCGACGGGUGUCCGUCUGAGAACGCGGUUUCUGCCUGGCGUACAUGCCGAUUUCAACGAAUUUUAAUCGUCGUCGAGACGCUACCAUCACCGCCACAAGUUCUUCUCUUCCUUCCUCUCUCCCUCUCUUUCUCUACCUUCUUCUCUCUAUCGAGAUCUAUUUACCUUUGGAUAUCUCUCUUCCUAUAUCUCUUUAUCUCUUUUCCUCCCUGCUCUACUCCGUUCUCGUCGAAGAAUACAAAGUGGGGUCUUGUAUGGAUAGCCGGGAGAUCGGAUGGAAUGGAUUGGACGUGAAAUCGCUGGAACUGUUGAAUCCGAAUCGAGUUAUCGGGAGUAACAACGGCGCCGAGUGCUCCUCAAUGAAGAUGUCUCAAUGCGGUGCGUUAUUUUUCCAUUUGCGAUACGCCCGUUGUUCACAAGUUUACUUCACAUAAUCAAGGAUACUCUAGGAUGCUCGUGUCUGCCGCGAGCUAUAAUAAUGAAUUUCUAAUAUAUACGUCUGCGCUGCCGAGUAACGAGGAUCGACAGUCAAGAAUCGAGACGAAGCUUUCCGUUCUGGCACUCUCAACAAAUGGCUGUGUCGUUCGCCGGCAUUGCGAAGUGCGACGUGCGAAGAUUCCGUAUGUGUGAUAAAUUUUUAGCAACGUAGCGUUUAGUUUAAGUUAUCUUCGCGUCUUCCCGGAGAUUAUUUUUGUGAGAAAGAGACGUUGAACGUUUGAACGUUUAUUGGAGUGGAGACAUACUUGUAAAAAAAAGGGCUAGCGCGAGUUCGCGAGUUCUCCUUUAUUUACGAUUCUCCUUCAAUUCGAUUCAAGGUAAAUCGCUUCUUAAUAAUAAAAAAAAGCGAUUUCGCGCAUUUCGAAACAGGAAACUGCAUUUUAUUGAAUCCUGAAACACGUUUACAGCUCACGUUUAAAACAUCAGUUGUGGCUUGAGAUAGUCAGCAAUAUAGUCCUUGUACUCGCUUCCUAAUAUUCUCAUAGCAUAUUUAGUCGCCUCUUUAGAAUAUACAAGUGGGAAGAGAAAUGUGUGAUCAUGUCGCGGGUGCAAGUAGGCGGUAAGCCGACCUUGUGAAAAAAAGUUAUGCACGUACAAAAGGCUGUGCGAGAGAGUGAUGCGCUCCGUUGCCGAAGAGGUACAAGAAAGCGAGACGGGCGAAUAAGAGGAACGUAAGAGAGCGAAUGCCGGGAUAAAAUCACGAUCGAAUGUGAGCGAACGCGCGUGGGAAUGCAUCUGUGUGUGUGUGUGUGCGCACGAAGAUGCAGAUAUAAAAAUGCGUGGAUGUACGGAUGCUGCGACGUAUGUAUCAUCUUACGUUCACGUUUUCAUGGGGAAGAGAGAGAGAGAGAAAUAUAUAUUGAAGAGAUAAAUACACACCAAAAAA
Molecule: messenger RNA, 3770 nt
Organism: Ooceraea biroi (clonal raider ant)
Lineage: Eukaryota; Metazoa; Arthropoda; Insecta; Hymenoptera; Formicidae
Gene: Task6
Product: TWIK-related acid-sensitive K[+] channel 6
Biological process (GO): stabilization of membrane potential; potassium ion transmembrane transport
Cellular component (GO): plasma membrane
Molecular function (GO): outward rectifier potassium channel activity; potassium ion leak channel activity
Source: RefSeq, a predicted model, not a curated record